AUGUCUUCAGGAUCUUCGGCGUCUUCGUCCUCUUCAGGUCGUUCUGCCACUUCAGCCCCUGCAUCAUCUUCAGCUCAGCCGACCUCUUCGACUUCUUCCUCGAAACCUGCAGAGCUCACGAAGCCUUGCUGCGGGAAGUGCAAGAACUGUUCCUCCACGAACCCCAGACCGACAGGUAAACUUUGCUGCGGAAAGUGCGCAAACUGCGACCUCAACAAGCCUCGCAAAAUGUUCAACCUGUCCGAGAACUCUAGCCUCCGUGGCUCUGGUCACAUGGUCCUCAACGUCUUCCGCGCCUUUAACAUAAUUGGCCUCCUGGCUGUGAGCGCUUCGGCCUGGGUCAUGAUCGUCAUGUCCAUCCUCAAAGGACACUUCGCCUUCUUCGUCUCUGCCUCGCACUUCUUCACCUUUUCCAUUGCCGUCUUCCUCAUCGUCUCGGAGCUGAAUAUCUUCCGCACAUACUUCGAGCGCAGCUGGCCUGUCCUCUCGUGCGAGCAUGGUCUCAGCUGGCUGGGAAUCGCCAUGAUCGUCAUGGGCUGCCAAGUCCUCGCAAACACCACCGACCCGACCUUCUCCGCUGAGACCAUUGGUCUACCCCUGUGGCGCCUCAUCCUUGCCUCGGGCAUCCUUGCCAUCACUUUCGGCUUCUUCAACGUCAUUUCGUCCAUCAUCUUCCGCGACGGCCACAACGGUAUCAAUGCCCGCAAUAUCCGCAGUGAUGGCACCCUCGCCUCGGGCAAGAACUCGUUCGUCGACGGUUACUCGGUUCGGAGCAACUCCAUCCGCAAUGAGAAGCAGGCGAAUAAGUUCAAGCGCUUCACGCAGAAGUUCCCUGCUCCCUGGAACAAGAGUAACACUACCGCCGCAGCCCGCCCCAACAUCAGCGGCCCCAUUAUCCCUGACGUCGAGCAAGGUCACGCUUCGGACUCCGACAGGGACUGGGACGAGGACCGCCGCAGCCCCAUCAUGCCCGAUAUAAACCGUCCACCGACCGCAAUGCAUCCCAUGAACACUGGCAACACCCGCUUCACCAAAUACAGCGAGGCGAGCGGCAUGACACGCUUCUAA
This is a messenger RNA of Colletotrichum higginsianum IMI 349063, 1068 nucleotides long. RefSeq lists its product as uncharacterized. The coding region runs from base 1 to 1068 and encodes 355 amino acids. NCBI's taxonomy places the organism in Eukaryota, Fungi, Ascomycota, Sordariomycetes, Glomerellales, Glomerellaceae. The transcript has a single exon. The record is from RefSeq and is a predicted model, not a curated record.